GAGGAAACGCAGCAAAUGCAAAAUGCAAAAAUGCUCCCCAUGGCUUUAAUUUGUGUUUACAGUAGAACAGUUCAUUUUCAUGUGCAAGGGUAGACUGUAUUAUUGUAAUGCAUGGACUAUACAUAAUUUGUAUAAUACUUACUUUAUAGAGCUGCAAACAUUCAUGGUUUGUGGUAGAUUUCUUUGCACUUUGAUAAAUUUGGUCCCCCAUGCCUGGUCUCUAAAACGCCAUGAACAUGUUCACAAAGCCCUUAGCUAACCAUGUAAGUCUGGUGCAUGAUUCAUAACCAUUCUUGACUUUAACAUAACUGUUUCUUCUUUUCUAGGGAAAAAUGGAUCUGCCUUUGAAUCUUCGAGUGCUUCUACUUUUCUGUUUCCUCAACACUGUUGUUUGGGCAUGUCCAGAUAAAUGCAGAUGUGACGGAAAUACACUCCUCUGCAAUGGUAUCUCCAACUUCCCUACAUCUGUGCCCUCAUCUACCACUACCCUCUACUUCUCCAACUGCAGUAUCUACUUUAUAAAGCCAGAUGACCUGACUGAUUUCUCCAAUACCCUUAGUGUCUUUAUGAUUAAAGACACAGUUUUGAGGGAGGUGCGCCAUGGCACAUUUGAUUCCACUAGGAACCUAGGUGUGUUGUGGUUUACUGGAACGGAAUUGCAAGAUCUCCCUGCGGCGUUGUUCCAAAAUCUUCAGAAGCUUGAAACUCUGAAUCUGAGGAGCAACAAGCUCCUGGUACUCCGCCCUGAUUGGUUUUCAGUGUUGACAAAUCUGAAAGCCCUUGACCUCAGUAGGAACCUUUUCACUUCUGUGCCUGUUGAAACUUUUCAUCCUCUUUCUGAUCUGCAGUAUCUUUAUCUUUCCGGAAACAGUAUCGGUCAAAUAUCUAAAGAGACAUUCAGGGGUCUCUCUAAGCUGGAAACCUUACGGCUUCACAAAAACCAGCUACAGGAACUCCCCAUUGGGAUUCUGGAUGACCUUUCAAACCUGGGGGAACUAUCUCUACAAGACAAUUUAAUUACUCAUCUCCCUCAUGACCUUUUCGCUAAAACUUUGAAACUCCAAAAGCUGUUCCUGUCCCACAACAGGCUCACAUCUCUUCCACAAGGGAUCUUCUUAAACCUGCCACUCCUUUCGCAUAUCUCCCUGUAUGAAAAUCAGCUGGAAAGUCUGGAACCGGGAAUAUUUGGGCCCAUGGCCCUGCAGGAAUUGUGGCUGUAUGACAACAAGCUAAGCAGAGUGGAAGAUGACACAUUCAGGAACCUGACUCAACUGCGUCUCCUGGUCCUUAGUCGCAACCAGAUCGACUAUGUAUCCACCAAGGCCUUUAGAGGGUUGGAGAAGGUGGGAGAGGUAUCACUUCACACCAAUCUACUCACAACCCUGCAAGCUGGGACUUUCCAAGGUCUGUCCAGUCUGGUCAACAUUUCCUUGGAGCAUAACUUCAUCAGCUCCCUUCCAUUGGAUUUUCUCCAGGGUCUGAGCAAUCUGGGGCAGAUAGACCUACGGAAUAACUCUCUUCCCAACCUGCCACAGAAGAGUCUAGAUGACCUCAGUGCAGCAACAGAAAUACUCCUGCAGCAGAACCCCUGGAGAUGUGACAAGGAUAUUUUGCCACUUAGGGACUGGCUGAGGCAGAACCCAUCCAAAGUCAACCAAACCAUGGUGGUCUGUGAAACACCUUUCAGUCUUGAUGGUGAGGUAAUUGCCCUGCUGUCAGAUGAGAACUUGAUGCCUAUCAUGUCAACUGUGGAGCCUGUGUUGACGUCAACAGAGAAGAGGAGGAAACCCCAUACCCCUCCAUCCAGGCGAAGCACUUCCUCACCUGCUUUCAAGACAACCCCCACUUCAGAGUAUGAGGAGGUCACCAGCAGUGGACAAGGGGAAAAAGAAAUAGUCUCUAAUCACACUUUGAUCAUCAUUGCAGUAGUGUCUACUGUUGUCAUCAGCACUGUCAUCAUCAUAUGCGUGUUCUGGAGGAGGAACAAGAGAGGCAGGGGGAAUAUAGGUAGCAGAAAUAAAAACUCUGUGUUGUAAACUGAAAACACACAAGCAACCCAAGAACUUUUAAAGCCAAGGGAAAUUGCUCACUGAUUACUGUGGUUUACUUGGAAAAUAUGGAGGCUAUAGCUGAUUUUAGAGCCUCAAAUGCAACAGCCACUUCAGCUCCUUUCAGAUGUACCAGCUAAAAUAGACAAGUGAAGUUUUGAAUACAUUUGCUCUCUGUUUUUAAUAAUGACAAUUACCAGCCAUUAUUCCUUUCAUGUGUGCUGUAAAAAGAGAACAGACGUUGUAUGUAUUAACUGUAAAAACACCUACUGCUAUCUUGUGGGCAUCCUGGAUAUUUUGGUGCAUGUAACCUCAGAUGGACUCAAAGACUUUGCAUUGCAUUCAGUAUUUUCUCUUCAAAUAAUUUUUUACUUUUGAGUACUAAUAAUUGCAUUUUGGCUUUUUUGCUAACAACAAUACAUUUAAGAAAACCGUUUUACUUUUGGCAAAUAGCUAUUCAUCAUUUUGACUUCACUGUAACACAAUUCAUCUUUUGGUUUUCACCUUUGAAAUGCAAAAUGCUACUGCUCAUUCAAUAAAUGCAUUACUAUUAGUGGGA
Larimichthys crocea (large yellow croaker) is the source of this 2607-nucleotide messenger RNA. RefSeq names its product leucine-rich repeat-containing protein 15-like. The record is from RefSeq and is a predicted model, not a curated record. NCBI's taxonomy places the organism in Eukaryota, Metazoa, Chordata, Actinopteri, Sciaenidae. The transcript has a single exon. Gene Ontology annotation, molecular function: protein binding. The coding region runs from base 333 to 2036 and encodes 567 amino acids.